UUUUUUUUCAUCGACAUUUCAAGCAACACAUUCAUCCACACACCCCUUUUUUACUCUUCCCCCUUUCUCUCUUACUCUCUCACUCUCACACACUUUCUCGUACGCUUUUUCUUUUUUUCUUUUAUUAUUAUUUUUUAUCCCAUAAGUUUGUCAUACUUCUCUUGUUUCUGAUCCCUUUUAAUUGUCUGCACUGCAUGUCUUUCAUCCCUGGUCUCACAUACUCAAUUGCGUCCACCGUCUGGUCAGGUACCUCGGCCGCACUGGGCAAAGGUCACUCUAACAAGAGCGCUACCACCACUACGGUCACUGGUCCUGGUUCACUUCACCAUCACCAUCACCACCAUCACCACUCUUCUAAUUCCUCUCCUUCCCCCUCUUCCUCUUCGCAUCCUCACAGCAGCCCUGCUCCUAAUGGCAGUAAUGGUUUUAAUAAUAGCCGACGAUUCUCGCAGAGUCGCAGACACAGUAAUGCAAACUAUAACUUCAGUCGAAGCCAUCCCAACGGUCCCGGGGGUCCACCUUUGUCUUCGUCUAUCCCCAUGACUCCACCUCAUUCACCUGGUCAUUACAGCUACAGUGGUGCAUCCUCGGACAGGAGGUCAAGUCGUAGACGUAAUCCAUCUAUAUCACCCAUGCCAAGAACACCUCCGUCUUCGCCACUGCACGAGUCCGCUGCUCAUGAACCACAUUCUUCCUCCUAUAAUUUCUCCCGUAAACGAAACUACAUGGAAAAUACCAGCAGUAACAGCAACAGUAGUGGGAACACUUCGCGACCAAGCUCCAUGCAUGGUCAUUACAGCAGCAAACAGAGCACACAAAACGGUAGUCCCAACAACAGCAGGAAGAGUACUACCAAAGAAAAGGAAAACGUCUCCAAGGCCCCAACUACAGCUGAAGAACGGUAUCGAGUGGUGGAUGAUAUCCUUGAGACUGAAAACCUCUAUCGUGUCCUCGCAGUGAGUCGCACAGCAACAGCAGAAGAAAUCCGAAGGGCCUAUAUUGCCAAAUCGCGAAUCUGUCAUCCUGACAAGUUUCCAGAGUACCCGCGUGCAACUGAGGCCUUUCAGAAACUUUCGUUGGCCUACGAGACCCUUUCCAAGCCUUCUUCACGGUUUGUUUAUGACUCAACGGGAGGGUCAUCAGGCAGAACCAUGCUGGGGAGCGAUGAGACACUGCAAAGUGUACUUUCACAAGUAUUUUUUGAGUUUAUGGAUGGUGACUUUGAAGUGAUUCGAAAUAUGAUCAAUACGAUGAACAACAACGCAGGUGGCGUGAGGCUUGGGGAGGAUGUUAUUGGAGUGAUUGAAGAGAUGUUUCUUCGCUUGCGUUUUAUUUUACAUGGAUGCAAGAAAUAUAUGACAUUGGUUCAUGAUCAGGUGCAGCAGCUCUCGGAUAUCCAUCAUAGUAUGCGUUCAUUAGCAUAUCUGGAUGUCCUAGGGCGAUUCCGGCUUACGCUCAAGUUAUCAAAGGUCAUGCUAACUAUCCCUAUGAUUAUUCAGGAUGAGAUGAGACGAGAGAUGGCCGUGGCAGCAGCAUUGGAGGGCGCAUCGGAGGAUGAAGAGACUGGAGCGAAGAAGAAUGCAGGUAUUGUAGGGACUGUCUUCUUGAAUGAUCGCGUCGAAACGGUGCUCAAGAAAGUUGUUUCAGCAAUUGAAACAGGAGAACGCUGGGUGUAGUAGUUGCCGGAUAGAAGUAGCGACAUUGUAUAAUUACCAUAGAUCAUCAUCAACCCUGUUCAUUCACUUUAUUACUUACAUUGCUAUUACUAUUAGUUUUUUUUUGCUUUUGUAUUUUUUUUUUGUAAAAGCAUUUAAUACCUUUUCGAUUCUUGAUAUGUACUAUCACGCU
This is a messenger RNA of Lobosporangium transversale, 1848 nucleotides long. RefSeq lists its product as hypothetical. The transcript is spliced from 5 exons. Lineage: Eukaryota; Fungi; Mortierellomycota; Mortierellomycetes; Mortierellales; Mortierellaceae. Bases 195 to 1676 code for a protein of 493 amino acids. Gene Ontology annotation, cellular component: endoplasmic reticulum membrane. Gene Ontology annotation, biological process: cellular response to misfolded protein. The record is from RefSeq and is a predicted model, not a curated record. Gene Ontology annotation, molecular function: Hsp70 protein binding.